CUUUGGUUUUUCCAAACGACACUCAAGAACGGAACUACAUGUACUUGCAGAUACUAAGUAAGAAGUACUAAAAAACCUCCUGCGGUAAAAAUAAUAAAAGCUGAAGAGGAAUGCCUGACCAAAAUAUGGAAGAAAUUGAAGAAAACCCAUCCUCUGAGUGCGAUACAGCUUCGGAAUCCGAACCAGAAACGCAAAWAAUCCCUAGUUCUUCACGUUCGCCGUUCAACAAAAAUAUGGGUCGACGAUGUGCAUCCGUCGAGCGUCUCAAAGAAGAAACUCGACUCGUUUUACUAGACUUUUUAGGUUCUCUACCCGCCGAAAAACUAACUGCAAGGAAUUUUUCGGAGUCGGAGAAUCGUCCUGAACGAUUAAAACAAGCUUUAGCAGUUGCAAAAAGUAAUAGCGAUGCRGCUGCUUAUGAGUCAAAUAGAAAACGCUUCCAACAAAUGGCUGUUCCUCUUCGGCGGAAACUUUCGCUUAACUUGAAGACCGAAAUAGAAAGUUUUAAUCCUMGCUAUGGACUCAAAAGAAGAAGUGCUGAAAGUGCACGAACGCAAACAAGGAAACUUCAAAAAAGUUCCAUUGUUUAUGAGAGAGACAGUUCGAAAGUUAGGGAAAGACGGGAAAGACCCCGAAACCUAAAUAUUCCACCAAACACCGAUUACAACAAUGACUGUCUGAUAGUUUCUACCCCUGUGCUGUCACCUGAAGGAAGGGUAGCUGUCAUGCUUGAAAAAAUAGGCCAGGACAUCAUGGACACAUACCCUCAUUUAUUGGACGAGCCAUUAGAAUUAACACGGGGAUGGAAUUUUGAGGAUUUUACGUAUGAACAAUUUGAAAAGGCAGCAAGAAAAGUUACUAUAGACAGCAGUAAUAAAAAACGUUUUGUUGGAUGGUCUAAGAUUGCAUUGCUUUGCUAUUUUGCAAGAGAAAUAACCCUAGAAACACCAACAGAACUUAAUGAUAAAGAUCUGGUCAAACUGGCAGAGUAUACAGUGAGGUUUAUUGAAGAAACUACUGGAGAAUGGAUGGAAAAGCAGGGAGGAUGGGUAGGUCAAAAUCUCUAGUUUUUUAAAUUUAUAAGAGAAUUUCUGAUAUUAAAGCUAUAAACCUUUUCGAAGAUAAUGAAAUGCUGCAUAACGUGUGUGGUCUGAUUUGUGCUCAAUCAUCUUGUGUCCAUCUAUGGYCCAUCAUGCCUUCUAUGGUGUUGUUUGUAGUACCCAAUUUAGAUCAUAAUMCAUCAUGUUUAUCAAACUCAACUUGAAGUGCUCACUA
Molecule: messenger RNA, 1275 nt
Organism: Actinia tenebrosa (Australian red waratah sea anemone)
Lineage: Eukaryota; Metazoa; Cnidaria; Anthozoa; Actiniaria; Actiniidae
Biological process (GO): extrinsic apoptotic signaling pathway in absence of ligand; regulation of apoptotic process; intrinsic apoptotic signaling pathway in response to DNA damage
Cellular component (GO): mitochondrial outer membrane; mitochondrion
Molecular function (GO): BH domain binding; porin activity
Source: RefSeq, a predicted model, not a curated record